UUUAUAAUUUGGUACUUUGAAGUAAGAAGUAACGGUUAGGGGGAAAAAUGCUGUUGGGUUGGUAGAGUUAGAAGAAGGAAAGGAAAAAAAAGAAAGGUUUUUGCUUCCUUCAGCCAUGGCUCCAGCUGGGAAGCUUUCUGGGUUUCAAAGAGAAGGCGAUGAAUGGUUCUGCAAUGCUGGACUUCCAAGUGAUAUUGCUGUUUCAAUCGAUGGAGUCACUUUCCAUCUCCAUAAGUUUCCUCUUAUAUCGAAAUGUGGCAAAAUUGCUCGAGCGAAUGAAGAAUCCCUGAACAAGGAUGGGAAGACUAUGAACAUGGUGCUGGAAGAAUUUCCUGGUGGUCCUGACACUUUCUUAAUUGUAGCUAAAUUCUGUUAUGGCCUCCGUGUAGAACUGUCGGCCAGAAAUGUAGUAUUGGUCUAUUGUGCUGCAGACUAUCUUGAAAUGACAGAUGAAUUCGGAGAAGAUAACCUGUUGCCGAAAUCAGAGUGUUUUUUCCAUAAAAACAUACUUCGCAACUGGAAAGAUUGUAUUUUGGCUCUUCAAAAUUCCGAGCCUGCUCUACUAAGGGCUGAAAAGCUUCACUUAGUGAGUAAGUGUAUGAAUGCUCUAUCUAUGAUGGUAUGUACAGAUCCAAGUUUGUUUGGUUGGCCUAUGAUGAUGUAUGGGAGUUUUCAGAGCCCCGGCGGAAGCAUUCUGUGGAAUGGUAUAAAUACUGGUGCUAGGAUUCGGAGCUCAGAAUCUGAUUGGUGGUUUGAAGACAUCUCUUAUCUCAGUGUGAGUUUGUUUGAGAGGCUUAUUAACACAAUGCGGGCGAGAGGUAUUAGGCCUGAAAACCUGGCAGGUGCCAUAAUGUACUAUUCUAGAAAGUACUUGCCAGGGCUGGGUCGGUGGCGUGCCGGACAAGGUGGGAAAACUAGAAGCGUUGCGAGUUUUAGCUUGACACCUGCUACUGUUGAUCAGAAGGCUUUGUUGGAAAGAAUUGAGAAACUUCUUCCUGAAAAGAAGGGAAGAUCCUUUUGUCAAUUCCUACUGGGGCUUCUUCGCGUGGCUUUGAUAUUGAAUGUUGAUCAAGCAUGCAUAGAUUCUUUAGAGAGGAGAAUAGGGAUGCAAUUGGAACUGGCAACACUAGAUAAUCUUCUUAUUCCUACGUACUCAGAUUCUGAUACAUUAUAUAAUACAGAUUGUAUUGAUCGGAUUGUCCACCAUUUUGUGUCUAAAGAAUCAAAUUUAACUGGUUUUUCGCCUUCAUCAACUGACCUACAAGAAUCACCAUCUGAAUCGUUGAGGAAAGUUGCAAAGUUGAUAGAUAGCUAUCUUGCAGAAAUUGCUUCUGAUGUUAACUUAAAACCUGGAAAGAUACGCACUCUCGCAGAGGCCCUUCCCCAGCCAUCAAGAUCAUUACAUGAUGGACUAUACAGGGCACUCGACAUUUAUUUCAAGGCGCAUCCUUGGCUAUCCGAUAAAGAUAAGGAAGAACUAUGCAACAUCAUUGACUACCAGAAACUCUCGAUCCAUGCUUGUGCUCAUGCAUCCCAAAAUGAUAGGUUACCACUCAGAGUUGUUCUUCAAGUGUUGUUCUUUGAACAGCUGCAUUUGCGAACGGCAUUAGCCGGAUGUCUCAAUACAUUAGAUGGUGAAAAUCAUGAAACUGCUCCGGCAGCUUGUGUUCCUGCAAUUGCAUUGGGAGAAAUGGCAGGUGAAAUAGUACAGAGGGAUGGAUGGGUGACUGUAGCGCGUGAAAACCAGGUUCUAAAGGUGGAUAUGGAUAAGAUGAGUUCUAGAGUUGGAGCGCUUGAGGAAGAAUUCAGCAAAAUAAAGCAUGAAAUGAAAACCACAGCAAAACCUCGCAAUUCGCUUAGUUCUCCGCGAUUCAUUUCAAGAAAGCUUGGGUGUAAGCUUAUUCCAAGACUCUCGGAUGCUCAACCAGAAUCCCUUAACCGGUGUAGAUCCACUCCAAGAGCAUCAACUGAAAAGGCACGUCUGUCUCAUCGGUCGAGACAUGCAGAAAGUGUUUCUUGAGCACCAAGAAACUGGAUUUCCUAUGUUUAUAAAUACAAAGAUUGUGUUGUGUUGUGUUGUGUAGUGUGUGAUAUUUGACAUUUUUUGUGCGAGGGAAAGGGAAGGAAAAUGUUUCAACACAUUGUGCAUUGACAAAGUAGGGAUAUACAUGAACAUUUUCCAUGUCUUUCCCUCGGGUAAAGUUGGUUGUACAUUCAUAGAAGCAAUUUCACAAAGUUGUCUGGUUUGGUUUUUUGGUGGUAUAGAAGAGAGUUCAUGCAUAAUGUAUUUAUCCACACAGUUUCUGUUUCCUUUUCAUUAAAAAAACAGAAAACAUUUGUGAAGGUCAUUAGUGUCAUCAAAGAAAGAGUGACAGAUUAGAUAUCAGAAAUGGAAUGAACAUCAUUUGAAACUUGAGAGUGACAUUUAACAAGAGCUAUUAUUACUUGUGAAUUGUCAUGGUGGUUGUUGAUACAGCAUGGUUUCUUUCACAAAUGACAUAAGUUGUUUUGACAUUUGUACUGUUUCACUUAUUCAAUAUAUGCUAAUUCUUUAUGAUUUGUCAAGUCAA
This is a messenger RNA of Arachis stenosperma, 2570 nucleotides long. Its product is annotated as BTB/POZ domain-containing protein At3g44820-like. The record is from RefSeq and is a predicted model, not a curated record. Bases 116 to 2020 code for a protein of 634 amino acids. Lineage: Eukaryota; Viridiplantae; Streptophyta; Magnoliopsida; Fabales; Fabaceae. The transcript is spliced from 4 exons.